AUGUCAGAGCACGUUGACGUCACACAAUAUUAGAUAUAAAAUUUAAAAAUCGUGCUUAAAAUUUUAUUUUUGAACUCCAAAUUCGAAAACCAUGUUCAUACCGAAAAUACAAGACAUUGGAUACUUUGCGCUGCUGACAUCCCUGCACUUGGGCUCAAAUCUUCAGCCGGUCAUCGAGGCGAAUGCCCAUUUAAAAACGGUCUAUCCCUCCGUGGAUCGUAAUCUAACGCUCCAAUUGGGCUACAAAUACAAUCACUGGAUGCUGGUCAAGGCCAUAAUGUAUUCCCUACUAUCAAUGAUCGGAGUUUGGUACUGCCGACACUUGCAAAGUUGCAAAAGUGAGGUAUCGAUGGAAAGGAAAGGAAUCCUUAAAACUACGGCCGCAACAGCUGCCGAGCAAGUCAAAAACAAUUGGAUAAAAAAACAGAAUUCCGCAUUGAAUAAGGGACCCUUUCCGCGGAAUAUAUUCCUGUUAUUUGCCUUGCCCUGGAUAUUGACCUUUGUGGCCAGCGGAUUGAUCAACUAUAUUCAAUUUUAUAUGGUGAUUCAGCAUUUCUGCAUAUCUAACUGGAGGGCGAUUCAGCUAUAUGGAGAACUACAAGGGCUUUUUUGGCAUCGUUCUGCAUCAGUGGCUUUGAUACCUUAUUGGUCGCAAAUUAUCGGCGGAGGAGUAUCCUUGGAGAAGGCAUCUCAUCUUUCCGGAAAUCGUAUUUCCAUUGAAACGCAUCUUUUGGACUGAACAUGGCAAUCUUGAUUUAAAAUUUUUAUUUUAUGUUCACUGCCAAAAUUAGAAAUAUUGAAA
Molecule: messenger RNA, 802 nt
Organism: Drosophila mauritiana
Lineage: Eukaryota; Metazoa; Arthropoda; Insecta; Diptera; Drosophilidae
Exons: 1
Coding region: 92-739 (215 amino acids)
Source: RefSeq, a predicted model, not a curated record